Molecule: messenger RNA, 5619 nt
Organism: Ambispora gerdemannii
Lineage: Eukaryota; Fungi; Glomeromycota; Glomeromycetes; Archaeosporales; Ambisporaceae
Source: the annotation of a GenBank genome assembly
AUGGAAGCAAACGAAACAGCAAAAGAGUCGACCGCUGCAGCAAUACGGCGCAAAGUAUCAAAAUCGAGACCAAGAAAGGGAACACUUACUACAGAUGAACCCCCCUUGCCAAUUUCUCCUUCGGCUGCUGCUUUAUCCUCCAUUUCUACAAACAAUACGACCACCAAUGCUACCUCUUCGUCUUCUGGUAAAAAAUUUCAAAUAUUUGCCAGACGUGCUUCUGUAUCCUCGGGAAAUUCUUCGACGAAAAGCAUACUAUCUGAUUUUAAACUGGCAAAAGUGGAUUCAAGUCUUACUCAACGUCCUGUUGCACCUCCUAGUCCAGUUGAAACCAGCUCAAAUUCAUACUCUAGCCCACAACAAACUUCUCCAGCUAUAGGAAAGCGUAGAAAUCCGCAGAGGCCACCAAGUGGUCAUUAUCCACCACCUACUUUAAACGCAGCCAAUGAUUUAGAUCAAGCCCAAUUUUUUCACGAAAACGCUGAAGAAGUAUUCGACGUAACUUACAAAGCCUUUAUGAAUCAAGUUGAUAAAAUAAAAGACAAAUCCGAUAGACCCAUGUCAUUCUCCGCUAAAGAAUUCAUAAAUAUAAAUAAAAGUCUUGUAUUAUUACGAAAAAUAUUUCUUUUCUUGCCAGAUUUAAUAAAAAAUGGAUGGCAAAGGAUGUAUAUAGCACACAUUAUUAAUCAUCUUCUUGAUCAUGGAAACCACCCCCGUGUUCGAAGCCAAGGAUUUCAUUUAUUAUUACUUUGGAUGAAUGAUCAAACAACCGAAUUUUCAGAAUGCAUAAAUUUAUAUGCCAAUUCCAUUUCACUCGAUUUAUUUGUAUAUGAUCAGUUUGCUAGUGUAGAGAAUGCGGAUUAUAGAACAAAUAGUGGACUCUUUGAACUGGGUCAAGAAUUUAUUCGAGCUGAUGAUAGAGGGCCAUUGUUUUCUAAUCCGUAUCCUCCCACAUUUAAUGACUCUGUGUCGUUACUUAAGAUUGCGUUAACUAAUAUUGCACGAUUAGCUCACGUGGCGGCUGGUUCAGAUCCACCAUCUGAAAACUAUGAUUCGGCUGUGACGGAUAAUAUUGAACCUGACAAUGGAAUUGCCAUCGGAAUAGGAAUUGACGCAGCCCUGGCAGCUGCAAAAUUUAAUUACGAGCUUUUAAAAAAAUAUUAUUUAGUGAAACUUUUUCCCGCUUGCUCAAAAAAACUUGGAAUAUCAACCGAUGCCAAACAUGAAUCAGGGUUUUCAUCUUGUCCUCCUGCAAUUUUACGUGCUUUUAUACAAUUUUUCAUUGAUUAUUGUCUGGACAACACUUUUGGUUCAACUGAACUUGUCACUACAUUUCCAUCACCCGCAACACCCAUAUUAAAAUCUAUUGUUUUGGCGUUUGAAAAUAGAGAAAUUGCUCAUGAAAUUAUAAGACAAGCAUUGAUGUUACCAGCCGGCAGUACUUCAACUAAAGACAUUGUUCGGGGAGCUGUUCAUAUCGUUGGUGUUUGGAUUCUGAGUGGGGAAGAGGAGAGGCCUGUCUUUCUUCGCAAGACAGCUUCAACAACAGCAACAACAGUUUACAAUCAAAACUCCAGUGUAUCUAUGUCAUCAUCAUCAUCUACUGAAACUUUAAAAACGUUACCCUUGUCUUCCUCUGGCUCGGUCAAUUCACAUAUAACGAAUUAUGCGGAUGCAAAUGUAUAUCUUCGACGAUACAUUAAAUUAUUAACUCUAGUCUUUGAUGAUCAUUCAUUUGUGAACAUCGAUGGCGGAAUGACUAAUACUGAAGUGGAGGCUCAGGUAUCAAUAUAUCGUGACGUGUUAUCAUUAUAUCGAGCGAUUAUUGGGAAUGGCCCUAUCGAACUCGAGAAUGAGACAUGGGAAUCAUUAUUGGUAUGUCUAUUGGAAAUCCAACGGAAGACUAUGAAUCAAAGUGAAAAAUACGGACCUAUACCAUCUGUACAUCUUGCACAUGAACUUGCGGACUAUUUGGUUGAAACGAUAUUAAUGGCAUUUGCUCGAUCCAUGUCAACUCAAGCGGAUCUAUGGCAAGGGUUGUCAAAUCAAAUGAAAGAAAGUACUCGAUGGUCGCAGACUAUACUUCAGUGGAAGAGAACCAUGGAUCGCCUUACUAAAAUCCUUUCAAAGUAUCUUUACCAAGUUGACCUUGAGGCUGUUGAUUUAAAUCGUCGUCCUUCAGAAUUGUCAAUAUCGGAAAGACAUCGCCGUAAACCAUCUAAGAAUCGAACACGGCAUCUAUCACUAAAGGAUUUACGACAUAAAUCAUCAGGCAGUAAUUCGUCACGAGAAGAAAUUGUUUCGCCUGAUUACAGUAGCGCCAAAUCAGCAUCAGAGCAUAGAACGACACGAAGAGCGGCAAGCAUGCAUCAGGAUGAUUCGAAGCUUUUAGGUGGACAAGCCUUGCUUAGUUUUGUGAAUGGAUUCAGUGCAAGUAGUGAAAUGCCAGCUGAAGAAAAUAGUGGAGUCAAGUCAAAUCGAACAUCAACUUCUUCUGCAUUCUUUGCACAACCAAAUUUUAGCAGUGACAGAAUUUCAUCAUCUUUGGCCAAUUUUAAAAGUUCUGAAUUCAUUCCACCAAAUCACGCUGACGCGAUAAAAUGUUUGGUUCAACUUUGGGAUACUCUCAAUCUGAUCCGUAACAAUCAACCAUACAGUGACGUCUCGUUGCCUUUACUUUAUGAAUUCGCACCUUGGUUUCUAGAAGCAUGCGAUAUGCCUUUGGCUUUCGCUCCCGGUCGAGCUCUCGCUUACGGAGGAAUUUGCAAGAUGAUGUCACGACAGCAAGAUCAAGAAGUUUCAAGCAUCUAUUACUCGCAUUUUUAUCGGUCACUGCUCAAAGGACUAUCGGACACUGAUACUUCGAUAACACAUGCUAUCAUUAAUAAUUCUACGAAACUAUUUGCGCAAGCAUUGCCAGGAAGCAAUAUUCUUUUUUACCGAUUUAUCGAAAGUAUUCUGAACUUACUUACAAAGCAUGAUCGAGCUCAUCUACCGGAAUCGACACGUCAAAAUGCAAUCACGAUUCUGUGUUCGUUGAUAUGUAUAUUGAAUCAAAACCCGGAUCUUAAAGUUCCGAUAAUACCAUAUUAUAAAUUGACUAAAUUAAAAGUGAUCGAUUUGAAUAAUUCAUCAUUCGAUCUUACAGAUAGUAUUUCUUGUUCAGAGUUGAGAUUGAUACUUGUGGAAACUCUCGUUCAAACACUUGCAACGGAAGAAAAUAUACAUAAUCCAGACACGCAUAUAAUGGUAUUACAAGGUAUCUGUACACUCGCUUUUGACGAAGUCACCUCGACUCCUAGCCCUGCUAAAACUAUCGUCAAAGAAUGCUUUUCCGCGAUAUUCGAUCAAUUGUAUUGGAGUCAUUUGCCAGUUGUGUGUGCCGCGGCUAAUUGUUUGAUCGUGUUUGCACAAAACUGCGGCCUUACUUGGGACGAUGAUGGGAUGUAUCUGAUGGUUCUUCAAGAUGUUUUUGGCAACUUAAUUGGUGCCAUAAAUGAACAUUUGAAUUUACAAAGAGGAGCACAAAGAAACGGACGAGGAUUUAUUAUUGCAAAAUUAUUCUAUUGCCUGCUUGAAUGGUUAAUGGUAUUACCUCCUAAACUAUUUACCGACACUGAACUGUAUCAACUCGUAUUUGAGGCAAUAGAUUUGGCUUUUGAAGUUACCGGGCAUUAUUUCGAGCAGAAUGAUUCGCCAAGAUACCAUGAAAAAUUGCUCCCAAUACCACCAAACAAGAGCCGAGGCAAAUGUCAUAGUCACGACGCUACGGUACGAUUCAAAAAGGCUGAGCGCAAGAUAUCUUUGUCCGGUAGCCUGAAUAAUGAACAUGGUGUUCAUGUUGUUGGUGCCGAGGGUAUUGAAGAUCCGGAACUCGUAAAGGAUGUUGCUGAAUGUGUUUUGCUGCAUUUAACCCGUCAUCUUGAUAAUUUCGCACCUCUUCAUGGACCCGCAAUGAUAAAUAGUAAUUUGGUUGGUCCGAUGGGUGACACAAGAGAGGAAGAAAAUCAAGAAAACUAUCAUUUUUUCUCCCUUAACAAUACCAAUAUAAUCACACUUAUUGAGAUACCGGGUGAUGUAACAUCAAUUGCACGUUUGAUGGUACGAGACGCUACAGGUCGUUAUGCAUGGGACUUGAAGCUCUUUUAUAAAGCUUCUCUGGAUGAUUCGUCCAAUGUUCAUGCUGGUGGACUGCGAUAUGUUGGCGUGGCAGAUCACUUUUCCUUCAGACAAAACAUUAAAAUAGAAAAAUUAAUGGAAACAAAUAAGACAGAUAAAGAGAAAACGACCUCCAAGCAGCAUAGUUCAUCACAAAGUGAGAAUCUCGAUUCUACCUCAGAUAAUAAUAUCCCGACGUGGACAGAGAAUAACAAUAAUUCCGAAGACAAUAUGCUAAAGAAACUUCUUGGAUACAUCGGAGAAAAUCAUCCAGACUGCGAGGAAUUUCCCGGUAUCAAUCAAUUAAGUAAUCUUAAUGAGUCGGCUUGCGAUACUGAUCCUGCGCUCUCGCGGAUUGAAAAUCAAUUGGAUAGACAUAUCAAAGAAGAAGCUCGUUAUCGCACUGCCAUGGAUCCUCAUGCGAAAUCCUGGUAUGAUUCUGUAAUAUCAAUACGGAAUGAUAUUUUUCACGUAUGCGAAACCAAUAAACUUGCCAUUAAAUUUUCGAAAACACCAAUUUAUUCGCGGUCAACUUCUCAUCUUUCCCUUGGCGCCGAUUUCUCAUUAUCUCGAUCAUUCCUUCCGGUUUUGCCUCCCGGAGCUGAAAAGCCUAAUGAACCGUAUCAACAAUGUCGACUGUUCUUGAGUCAUUUUGGACUGCUUGGUCUUGAAACAUUGAAAGAAAAUCCUAUACACUUAUUAAACAAAACCCCAGCGUUUUUCCGUGACAUUCGUCUUCUCGACAAGAAGCAUGCACGUGAAGUGGUGAAGAUUGCCCUUAUUUAUGUCGGGCCAGGUCAGGAAGACGAGCAAAGUAUAUUACACAACACCAACGGUAGUCCAAUGUAUGAAGAAUUCGUUGCUAGUCUUGGAUGGGAAAUUGAUCUGGCGACUCAUCCAGGUUAUCUGGGUGGUUUAGAAAGAAAUUCAACCAAUGGCGCCACGGCUACCUAUUAUUGUUCUUCGACAUUAGAAAUAAUUUACCAUAACGUGAUAAAAAUGCCUACGGACCCAACCGAUCCAAAACAACUAAAAAAGAAACGUCAUAUUGGAAAUGACCACGUUCACAUCGUCUGGAAUGAACAUUAUCGCGAUUACCGACAUAAUACGAUUGGCGGUGACUUUGGAAAUGUGCAGAUAGUGAUCACUCCUUUGUCUAAUGGAAUGUUUGCUGUUAAUCUAUCACGUGACCAAAAGAUUCCAUUAUUUGGACCGUUACUAAAUGGAAUGGUCAUAUCACGGAAUGUAUUGGGCUCAUUAGUACGAAUGACAGCAGUCCAGGCUUUUCGCAAUUGUUUACAUCACAUAAAUGCACCUAGUAACACAAUGUUUCAACAUCCUUACAUGGAGCGUUUAGUAGACAUUACCAAGAUAACUGGACGUCACAAGAAUAACAAGAGUAACGCAUUAGAAACAUUCAUGUCUCGGAUUUUUAUAAACGAAGAAGACUCUACAGUCUAG